Glycine soja is the source of this 1129-nucleotide messenger RNA. RefSeq names its product probable calcium-binding protein CML25/26. Lineage: Eukaryota; Viridiplantae; Streptophyta; Magnoliopsida; Fabales; Fabaceae. Bases 137 to 955 code for a protein of 272 amino acids. The transcript is spliced from 2 exons. Gene Ontology annotation, molecular function: calcium ion binding. The record is from RefSeq and is a predicted model, not a curated record.
UCAACCCCCAUAAGAUGUUAACACAAAUCACAAUUAGGUCACAACCAAGCACCUACAUAACUAAAUAAUCUUGUGCCUAACAAUUUCACAAGUGUAAUUUUUUUCAUCAAUAUUUUUGCGUGUAUUUUCUAAAGUUAUGAGGAUGAACACAGAGUUUGAGCGUGUUCUUAAGUAUUUUGAUGAGGAUGGGGAUGGUAAGAUUUCUCCAUGUGAGCUUAGGAACCGGCUAGGCAUGAUUGGUGGUGAGUUGUUGGCCAAAGAUGCUGAAAAGUUGAUUGAGGAGUUGGAUUCUGAUGGUGAUGGGUUUUUGAGUUUGGAAGAUUUUGUGAAACUUAUGGAGGCAGCUGGGGAAGACGAGAAGUUGAAGGAUUUGGAAGAAGCUUUUGAGAUGUACAAUGACACUGAAAUGUUUGGGUUUAUUACUCCCAAAAGCUUGCAAAGGAUGCUGGGUAGGUUAGGAGAAUCAAAAUCCAUGGAGCAAUGCACAACUAUGAUUGGCCACUUUGAUUUGAAUGGAGAUGGCCUGCUUUGCUUUGAUGAAUUUAGAUUUGAGCGUGUUCUUAAGUAUUUUGAUGAGGAUGGGGAUGGUAAGAUUUCUCCAUGUGAGCUUAGGAACCGGCUAGGCAUGAUUGGUGGUGAGUUGUUGAGCAAAGAUGCUGAAAAGUUGAUUGAGGAGUUGGAUUCUGAUGGUGAUGGGUUUUUGAGUUUGGAAGAUUUUGUGAAACUUAUGGAGGCAGCUGGGGAAGACGAGAAGUUGAAGGAUUUGGAAGAAGCUUUUGAGAUGUACAAUGACACUGAAAUGUUUGGGUUUAUUACUCCCAAAAGCUUGCAAAGGAUGCUGGGUAGGUUAGGAGAAUCAAAAUCCAUGGAGCAAUGCACAACUAUGAUUGGCCACUUUGAUUUGAAUGGAGAUGGCCUGCUUUGCUUUGAUGAAUUUAGAGUAAUGAUGCAGUGAUGAUUUUUUAUUUCUUUAUAUGGGAAUUGGGGGUUGGAUUAAUAUUUCACUCAUUUGUUGUAUAUAUUUUUAGUUUUUUCAUUGUUAGGCUUUUGUAAGACUCAAUGUGAGACUGAUCGAUUUGAUGAGCUUUAUAAGCUUCAUAUAUUAUAUGGCACGACAUUCUUUGCUACA